AUGUGGCUCCUAGCCGUCCUUCUUCUCGCCAUCGUUCCUUCAGUGACUUCCCAGUUCUUCAGCCCAACCCAGAGGAGGGAGGUUUGGAGGAUUGGGGAGACGAGGAAGAUUGGGUACAAUACCAAGUUCACAAACUACAGCAUUGCUCUCUGGCAGCAGGCACUGGCAGGGGGAUCAGCAAACAUAGGACCGGUUGUCGUUGAAGUUGUCAAUGGCCCGAAGAGAGAGUUCGACUGGGAGGUUCGAACCAACAAUCUAGAUCUGGGUGCCUCAAACGUCUUCUUUUUCUGGUUGUUCGAAGGCAUUACUACCAACCAAGGCGACACCAAGUUUCUGUCCAUGUCUUCAGCCUUCUUCAACAUCACCGACGAGCCUGCACCUAUCGAAACCACUACUUCAACAACAGCGGCAUCCACCACGACACAAGCGGCAAAGUCGAUCUUGUCCGAGACUUCGACGUCAACUCAGUCCUCCCAGACCACAACUGCGGCUGAGUCAGGCUCCAGCGAGACGGCAAGAGCAGGAGGUUCUACUAACAACGGUCCGGCAACGUCAGAAAGCAACGGUUCUGGGUCGUCAGGUGGGCUUCCAGUUGGAGCUCAGAUUGGAAUCGGUGUCGGUGUCGGCGUUGUUGCCACUACGUGCGUUGUCUGUGGUAUCUUAUGGUUCAGAUACUUGAAGCGGCAGCAGAAGGCACUUACCGAGCUGCAAGAAAGGGCUUUCACUCAACAGCCCCCAGCUUAUCCGUAUGAAAUGGGUGCUAUUCACAGGCCCGCGGCACCACCACCACAACAACAACAACAACAAGACGAUAACGGGUACUUUGUCAACAAGAGGCCCGUAGAGAUGUACUAG
Molecule: messenger RNA, 855 nt
Organism: Colletotrichum truncatum
Lineage: Eukaryota; Fungi; Ascomycota; Sordariomycetes; Glomerellales; Glomerellaceae
Source: RefSeq, a predicted model, not a curated record